This is a messenger RNA of Dujonia railenensis, 642 nucleotides long. The record is from the annotation of a GenBank genome assembly. Lineage: Eukaryota; Fungi; Ascomycota; Pichiomycetes; Serinales; Debaryomycetaceae.
AUGGCCGAUAAAUUCCCUGCUUUAGAUCAAGAAUUUAACGAUGCUGCCGCAGCCGAGACCGAUAGUGACUUUCUCGCUCGUGAACAGGAAUUGUUAGGGAACGAAUUUCAAACUGCGAACGAUAAAGAAGGCAUAGCUGAAAGUGAGGACGAUGAAAUUAAUGAUUUUAAAGAGCAAUAUCCAGAAGUUGGAGAUGAUCCGGAACCAGUUUCUAAUGGAAAUGAAAAGGAAGAGGAAUUUGAAGGAUUUGGGAAUUCUGCUUCUAACUCAACUGGCACUUCCGGUGUCUCCAAGCAUCUUGAGGAAUGGAAGGAACGUCGCGAUUUGGAAAUCAGCGAGAGGGAAACAGCAAACUCUAAGAAGAAGGAAGAAAUCGUAAAUAAGGCUAGAGAAACCAUUGACGACUUUUAUGACAAUUACAAUUCCAAGAAGGAAAAGCACUCGAAGGAUGUAUUGAAAGAACAAGAGGACUUUUUGGAAAAACGUGAUGGUUUCUUGAAGAGAGGUACCUUAUGGGAUAGAGUAAACGAAUUGGUUGGCGAAGUUGGAGAAGUCGGUGGUGAGAAAGACAAGACUAGAUUUAAGGGCUUAUUGACAAAGUUAAAGGGCAAUGAGAACGUUCCAGGUGCAGGUGGCUACUAA